AUGUCGGACACAUCACCAGAGCAGCCCUUAGAUACCCUGUAUAGUCCCAGGGCAAUUGGACAAAUCCCCCGGAGAGGAGGAUAUGUCAACAGGUUCAAGUUCCAGAGGGAGAGACUAAAAGCACUGCAGACCUUCGAGGAUAAAUUUCCAAAGAGCUACCCUAUCAAGAAAACUUUACCCAAGCUAGCUCACCUGAGACUGGAUAGAGAGGACACUAAUGUUUCUUCUAUCAGCUCCAAGUCUAUAGAGACCAUAAAACUACCAUCAGUCAGUUCCAACUCCAAGAGGUCACUCCAUGCCAAGACUGACCCUCCUCUGCGGACACUGCAUCUCAGGUGCUUUGCUGUAAAAAUAUUUUUCAUCCAAAAAUUAAUAUAUUUGCAGCUGUACCCUGACCAUUUCUCCAGGAUUGCCCAUUCUCUUCCAAGCCUGCCAUCCAUCCCAGGCUCCCCAGGACCAAUCCAGGCCAACGCAUCCCCUGCAGAAGCUUCCCCUGACAAUGAAGUUGCCCUUGAACCUCAGUCCAAGCCAGUCGUUAUACCCAGCAAACAUAGAUACGAGGUCAUUGCCUUUCAGAAGACCAUCCACACAGAAAAACAUGAGAAUGGCGGCAUUGGAAACCAUGGAAAAUUCCGAAAACACACUCUAUACCAUCUUGAUGAAAGCCCCCAGAAAUCUGCCCGAGAGGAAGAUGGGAAAAAGCAGGUAGACAUUCCUCCACUAAUGAUCAAAGCACCAGUUAAACAUAAGCGACGACCACGUAGAUCUGAGCACAGUAGUGAUGCCAACAGUGAUGGAGCCUUAGCACACAGGAAGUGGAAAGAGAACUGUGGGUGUUUGCGUUGUCAAAUGAUCAAGCGAUACUGGAGUGAAGGCGAUUCUCAGUAUAAGAUCUGGGGGGAGUAUCCCUGUCACCAUGUUGACCCUAAGGCUGUUGCUGAUGAAGACAACUAAGAGGACUUUCAUGUUACAACAAACAGUUUCUCUGCCAGACACUGUUUUAUCAGUUUAAAAAGGUUCACUACAUCUGAAAGCAGAAAUAUGAAGCUUUUCACAAGAUAUUCAUUUCUGUUCAUGCAGGAACGCAUCAGAACAAAUGUUCAUUUCUUUCACAAAUGUAAAUAUGUAUUGACUUUUCGACAUUCGAAGCAGUUUGCUGAAACAGUAUUGUCAGUGUGGAUAUUUAUAUUAUCAUACAGACAUCCUUUAUAUAU
Haliotis rubra (blacklip abalone) is the source of this 1214-nucleotide messenger RNA. RefSeq lists its product as uncharacterized. Bases 1 to 954 code for a protein of 317 amino acids. Lineage: Eukaryota; Metazoa; Mollusca; Gastropoda; Lepetellida; Haliotidae. The transcript is spliced from 3 exons. The record is from RefSeq and is a predicted model, not a curated record.